Molecule: messenger RNA, 4602 nt
Organism: Notolabrus celidotus (New Zealand spotty)
Lineage: Eukaryota; Metazoa; Chordata; Actinopteri; Labriformes; Labridae
Product: A-kinase anchor protein 7-like
Exons: 11
Coding region: 395-1951 (518 amino acids)
Cellular component (GO): cytosol
Molecular function (GO): protein kinase A regulatory subunit binding
Source: RefSeq, a predicted model, not a curated record
ACUGUUUACAAUCAGACGCUGCUUCAAGUGGACGUCUAAGUAGGCGCGUGCGGUGGAGUUAAAUGCAUUUGUCCCUUCUGGUUUGAACUUUUUCAUUUACAACGACUGCAGCCAACAAAGUUUGUGCACCGACAACAUAAUGACACAAAUGAAAAUCCGGUUAGCUCGGCUAAUUAGCCGAACAACUUCGUCGGGCACAGUUAGCUAACAGUUAGCUAACAGUUAGCUAGCUCAGUAGAUGCCCUGCAGCAUGGUGGUUUGAUCCAUUCAAACAGGUGUUGGCUACAGGAGGGCACAGUCUAGUUUCUAGUGGGUAUUUAUCUGAAAUUAGCUCACAUUUAUGUACAGUAGUGAGCAGUAAACGUCAGUUAAAGGCAAAGUUAAUCUGUGUGUCAUGCUCCUCGGCUGCGUCCUGCUGAGUCCAGUAAGAACGACGUGUGUUAAAAUAGUUAGUUCGCAGAGGGUUUUUGCAGUCAGUCAGAAAUUGUGUCCAAGACUAAAUCACACAUGUAUUCGGGGAUUUAAAAACGUCAUCACGCUUCAAUCAUCUGGACACUGGUACCGACUUAAGACACAGCCCUGUCUGUAUCAGCUGACAGCUCGUGACAUGCAGGCAGCGAACAUCUCGUGUGUUAAAGAGACCACUGCAGCAGCCUCUGAUGAUGAUGAAGAGGAUGAGGGUGGAGGUGUCGCGGUGGUUGCACAGGAGUGGGGGACAAAGGAUGAAGGGUUGAAGCAGGCGAUGCUGACUCCAGGUCAGGUGAAUGCAGUCGGCUUGGAAGUCCUGCAAGGUAAAUCUGACCCCGAAGCCUGCAAAGUGUCAACAGCUCCAGCAGGAUCAAAUGAGAAGACAAAGAGGAAGCCAAUGAGAGAGAAGAGGCGUUGGAAGAAGAGAAAGCCCAAGCCAGCUGGUUCCACAAAUGAUUUAAUGUCAGAGCUUCCGUUUUCUCUGACCAGUCCCACCACAUGGAAGGAUCUUGGAUUCCCCAGUCCAGACUCAAACGAGAAGAAGAGGAAGAGGAAGAGAGGAGACAGUGGAGGGCGAGUCGACAGUGAAGAGGAUGCAGAGAAGAAUAAAAAGAAGAAAGAGAGUCAGCGGCCAAAUUACUUUGUCUCUAUCCCCAUCACCAACACACAGAUCAGUUCUGCUGUGAUGGAGGUCCAGGAGACGGUGCUUCAGCAGGAGCCUCAACUGGCCAAAGCCAUGAUCCCCGUUCCAACUCUCCACAUCACGCUGUUGGUCACAUACCUCGCCGAUCAGGAGCAAGUGGACCUGGCGGCAUCCGUGCUGGCUCAGGCCGAGCCGUCAUUGGCUGAGCUGCUGGGUGGGCGGGAUCUGGUGCUGCCCUUCUCGGGGAUCAGUCAUUUCAGGAAGGAGGUGGUGUUUGUUGGUCUGGCCCCUGGACAGCACAGAAACACUCUGGACAGUGUGGCAGAGUUGCUGCAGAGACGUUUUGUGGAGCAGGGGCUUCUACAGGGCGUUCGCGGGUUUGAGCCCCACCUCACCAUUAUGAAGCUAUCUAGAGCACCCAAACUUCGAUCACAGGGUAUAAAGCGUGUGGACCCAGGUCUCUACUCUGAUUACACAAACAAGUUUUUUGGAGACCAGAGAGUUGAGCGGGUGGAUCUUUGUUCCAUGUUGAAAAAGAAGCAACAAGACGGGUACUACCACACUGAGACAUCACUACAACUCGAUUUCGUUCAGAAGCCACUCCAUGCCAAACGUUCAAGUGGGCGUCGCCGGUCUGAACCUGAUGAGGCAGAGCUUCUGAGGGUCAGCAGGCGAUUGGUCGAGGAUGCUGUCAAUCGCGCCUUACAACAGUACAAACAGGAAGCUCUCCAAAAUGGGGGCGGGCCAAAUGCCACGGCAGUUCAGCCCUCUGGAAACACCGAGGAAACUGACACAAAGACGGACACUACCGCAAACUCCACCACGGACAACAGGAAGUGACAUCAUCGGACUGAGGAACAGAGACUUUAAAAAGCAACUGCCCAGAAAACAUCAGCCAGGCCUGGCAGACCGGGAGAAGGGUCAGUAAGCCCUGAGCACUCAAAGCCUGAACCAGCACAACAUGUCAGCCCAGUUUGGUGACCAGCCAACCUAGUGAGCUCGUCAUGCUAGCUGCCUGCCCAACUGAACUAGCCUAAGACAGCGCUAGGGAAAUGUAGCUCAGGUUCAGUGCUAUGUGACUGACCCAACAGGCCAGCUAGCUAAGCAUGCUAGCUAACUCACUGACUCCAUUGUCCUACAUCUGAUGACAAGGAUUUCAUCCCUCCAUUUUUUACUCAGCUGUGGGUCCAAAUACAUGAUGAGCACUCCUGCAGAGACACACAAGCACACCUAGGGUUCCCUUUGACCUGUCACCCACUAACUGCCCCUUUAGAAUAAGAGAAAUCUUUUUUUUUUUAAUGGUUUACCAUUUCUUCAGAAAAAUGUGUGCUGUCUUCAUUAAGAGUUAUGCAUGUUUUCAUCUUGUGGAGGAGGAUAUGUUAGAGACAUGCUUGAUUCACAGAGUAUGAAUUGAAAUGACUGGAUUCUUCAAAAUAUGGUUGGAAACACAGGAGGUCAGCAAAUUUAGUUUCCCUUUUCCAAGUCUGGCUUCUAAGCACUUUAAAGAUUUCUUUCCUGAAAUUUAACUUAAAGUUCCAGCAUUUAAUUUCACUUUUUACAUAAGAUGUCAGCCUGAAUAAUAAACUUAAAUUAUGUCUUCAUUCUAUAACAGUGACCCCAGCUCUACUUGAAGUAUUAUGUAUAUUACAGCUGUAUGACUGAAGUGUGUCCAGCAGGGGAAGCGCUGAGACAAUCAUUAAGUUAAGGUCAUUCAGAAAGCUUUCCUUUCACAUUUUGAAACUAAUCUAAACCCUUCCGUUUGAUCCAUAAAACACUAUGGCAGCAAAAUGCUGUUACCACAUUAAUGAGUUGACACUAACAGCACAAAAGAAGCCAAGUGAAUUGAAGAUUAAACCACUCUGUAACUCUGCCACAAUACACUAAACGCUGCCAAGAACGCAUUUUAAUCCAUUAAUGCCAAAACCUCCUUGAACAACCUGAGUGAUAGGCUACUACUCUUAGACACAGGCGUUCAAAUACUACUCAGCUUACUGCCUCAUAAUAUAUUAUUUUAUAUUGUGUUGUUUUAUUUUCAUGAUUUAUGAUCCGUUUUCUUCUGUGAGAUGAGUUUGAAGCAGCAGCAGCAGCAGCAGCACAGUGUGAACAUGAUUUACUCUGUUUUUCUUUUAAAUCCAUUCAUAACUCGCUGGGUCUGGACUGCAGCCCGCCCGAUUUGUUAGAGGCUCAGUGAUAUAUUGGAAGCAUUAGAGCUAAUCUGAGGGGCUUUUAUUUUGUAGUAUUGUGCAUGUAAGAGCAGUCAUUCAGAUGUUGAAGUCAUAAAGGGUUGGCUCAAACGAUCCCUGCUGUUAGCACAAAGUCCUCCAGCUCUUUAGUUGUCUUCCACUCAUUUAUUUAAUAUUCUUUGUGUAACCUUGAAAAAGAAAUUGGCUUUCCCUGCUCUGCAUUUGACCCCACAGCUCCUGAAUCCACUGCGGAUACACACCCUGGAAUUUAUAUGACAUAUAGGAAGCCUUCUUUAAAACUUGAGUUUUUCAAUUAGCAGCAACUGUUUUCUGAAGGAGAUCGGUUUAAGCCCUGACAAUAUAUUUUAUCCUCUUUAGCUAUCGUUUAUAAUGCUUUUGUUAAAUAAGAGAAAUAACUUUGAUUUUGAAAAGAAGACAAAGAGCUCUCGGCUUGCUUUUAAAGGUGGGAAAAGCACAACAUUUUGAUGAACGAUUUUUGAACUGUCUUUGGUUUUCCUUUUUGAAGAGCAGAUGAAGAUGAAUACAUGCUGUUAAAUCAAACAACCUCUCUUCAAAGUGGCCUUAUGUCACUGAUACCAAUUGAUGUUUUGUUUUGUUGUCUGUGUACUUUUGGUGACAAUGCAAAGGUUUGUACUUGACGCUGGCUCAUUUUACUGAGAUUUGCCAAAGUCUCUAAAAACUGUCAACCUGUAGCUAAAAAGCUGGAUUCUUGAGUUCAAUGUCUAAAUCGUCCACCUUAAAACACAAUUUUGUGUUAUUUCUGUCACAACAUGAGGUCUGCUUCUUCUACUGCGAACAGGUGUGAGCUGGGAAACGUGCCCUCAUUCCUGUGAAAUCCACUUAAGUCCUGUCACUGCAGGCUCAUUGAAACGUCAGUAACGUAGGUGAAUUCUGUCUUACGGUGGACUUUGAACGUUUUUGUUUUGAUCUUUUAUUGUCACCGGAUCCUUAAUCUCCUUAAACCCCCUUUAAUACACAAGUUGUCCUGUUGGCCUGUAUGAUGGGUCUGUUCAUUUGUCUCUGAGCGUGUGUGUUUGUGUGUGCCUGCGUGUAAGAGAGAGAGAGAGACAGUUUGAUGUUUGAUCAGUGGUUCCCCAGAGAAUUUCUUGUCUCUACCAAUCAUGGUGUCUGGGAGCUGUUUGUGUGUCUGUGUGAGUGCAUCCGUCCAAAUUUGUCUUUCCAUUUGUCUGUGUGUAUGCCUGACUGCGUGUGUGUUGUUUGUACUGUGUUGUAUAUACUGUUCUGCCAUGUUUGAACAAUAAAACAGGAUAUGAGAUACAAAACCAA